GAUACAUUGGUAGUGUCAUCUCUAUAUAGAUCCCUGUAUCAAAAAUUAAUAAAAACAAUGAGUUUUCCUGAUAAAAUGGAUUUGGAAAAUGAGCGUGUACUAAAAUUGAUUUUCCCACAUGGAGUUCCAAGUAAUCUGCGUGGCAAUCCGGAGCUGGACUAUUAUUUGGCCAAGCUCGGCACUUGCAAGGUGGAUCAGCUGAAAAAGGAGCAAACCCGAUUGGGAGACGAGACGAAAAGGAUAUUGGAUCAAACACAAGAGCUGGCUAUUUCUAAUUACAAAACUUUUAUCACAACAGCAGAAAACUCUCGCUCCAUUUUCAACGAGUUCCAAAAAGCAGAAGAUCAGGUGGAUACAUUGAUUAAUAAACUGCCGACGUUAAGCGAAAAGUGUGAACAAUUUCUCAAGGAUUCGGCGGAGCUAACAGAGCAGCGACGCUUAAAUAGUACAACUCUGCAUAAAAAUGCGCAGCUACUGGAGAUUCUGGAGUUGCCGCAAUUGAUGGAACGCUGCAUCCGGGAGGAUCGAUAUGAAGAGGCUCUUGAACUGGCCAGUUAUGUGCAGAGGCUUGGCCAGCAUCAAGGACAUCUAAUACCUGUGGUGCAUAGCAUUGUUCGCUCUGUAGAAGCACUCUGGCACACCAUGCUUGUGCAGCUAGUUGCACAGUUGCGUAUGGACCUGCAGCUUCCCAAGUGCCUACAAAUUGUUGGUUAUCUGCGGCGCAUGCAGGCCUUUAGCGACAACGAGCUCAAAUUAAAGUUCUUGCAGGCACGUGAUGCUUGGCUUACAACAUGUCUGGAGGCGGUUCCCCAAACGGAUGCCCAGCAACAUCUAACAAAGACGAUCGAAAUCACGCGAAUCAAUUUAUUCAACAUUAUUACACAGUAUCGCGCCAUAUUUCCAGAUGAUGAGAGUGCCAAAUCGGUUUCCUUGAAACCAUUGCAAGGCGUCAGUUGUAAUGGAGAUCGCUUGUUUCAGGCAUGGCUCCAUAACAAGAUUAAUGGCUUCCUUUCAACACUCGAGACGGAUCUGGAGCGUGGUGUAAACUCAAUUGAAACAGUAUUGGGACAGUGCAUGUACUUCGGCUUGUCCUUCAGUCGUGUCGGUGCCGAUUUUCGAGGAUUGAUUGCUCCAAUUUUUGUACGCAUAGUGUGCAAUAAAUUCGAGUCGACCAUUGCACAACUCAAUGCGAACUUUGAGCAGGAGUUGGAAAAGUUCACGCUAAUUAACAAGGUAACACUGCACAGCCGAAAGCCGCUUGAUACGACAGCCAUGCCGUCCAGCGAACAGAAGACGUAUGCUCCGCCCGAGACUUUGCUCGACUUUUAUCCACUUGCUGCGUUGUGCAAUGGUUACCUCAACGCACUUAAUGAACUUCGUCUCUGUGCACCAUUCGCUGUUGCCACUGACGUUACCAACUGUUUACAACAAUCGCUUCAAUUUGUGGCACAACGAGUGCUUGCCUUUUAUAGACAAGAGCAACAGGCAUUCACAGGAAAUGAACGUGAGACAUUUGUAAAGCUUUGCUCUUGUUUUGCGUACGAUCUCGUACCUUACGUGCAGCGCUGCAUUCACGGUGUAUUUCCGCCUCAGUCUAUCACUGUGAAUCUUGGCAUUAGCUUAUUGCAACUGGAGCAACAGCAACUAACUUUUUUGCAGCAGCACCAAAUUCUAGAGCCCUUAAAGCAUUUGCUGCCAACAAAAGUUCUAAUCCCCCUAACGUCAGCACUUUCUGCGGAGGCUACAAGUGCGCCUAUUGCCACGGAAGGCUAAAAACUCGCCUUGUAACCAUUUAAUAGUGAUACCUAUUUUCCAAACAUUAAUAUAUCCUACACCUUACACAUAUUUUUUUUAUCAAUAGUUCUAUGUUUAUAAAGAUUACCGUAUGACUUACAAUUAUAUAAAAGUCCAUUUUAA
Molecule: messenger RNA, 1917 nt
Organism: Drosophila albomicans
Lineage: Eukaryota; Metazoa; Arthropoda; Insecta; Diptera; Drosophilidae
Gene: Cog8
Product: conserved oligomeric Golgi complex subunit 8
Exons: 5
Coding region: 58-1773 (571 amino acids)
Biological process (GO): intra-Golgi vesicle-mediated transport
Cellular component (GO): COG complex
Source: RefSeq, a predicted model, not a curated record